GGGGGGGAAGGGGGAGGGGGGAGCGGUAUACUUGACUUUUGUUUCCUGGACAAACCACACACAACAGCAUCCACGUGGUCGGAACGUGUCUUGCUGAGGUUGUGGUGUGAAGAGGCGGCUGGCUGAGUGAGUGGCUGGUUGGUUGGCUCGUUUGGCUCGUUUGGCUCGUUGGCUCGUUUGGCUCUGUGUUGGCUGUGGCUUGUGGCGGGAUCGUGCAAUGUCGAAUUUGCUUCAAGUGAUGAACGAGUGGUUGGAGGGUGGUGUGGCGAUGGGAGGCCAAUUGGUGGUGGCCGUGGCAUCGAAUGACAUUCUCCCGGCGGAUGCUUAUUUGCCGGACACAUCAGCAAAGGCAGGGACGUGGUUUCUGUCGCCGGAACAGCAUUUUGUGGAGCUCGUGGCUUUUUCUGCUGUCUACUUGGCUGUCGUGGCUUGGGGCUGCUCGCGGAUCGGAAAGAAGGCUGUGGGUCCGCGUUUGAAGCCGGUGCAUGGCGCUGUCCGUCUCGCUUGUGCUGGGACGGGCUUGCUCCUGUUUGCCAUCCUGGUGCGGACGGUAGGGUGGAAGAUGGCCAAGGGAUCGCUGGCCUUUCUGCUCCAGCCGUGCCACAUCUUCUCGCUCGUCCUUGUCAUUGUGCUCAUGGCGCCGCGAUCGAGCCUUGGUGUGGUCUUGUUCAACAUGCAUCUGUUUGUUCAGUGGGCGCCGUGGAUGGCCUUGCUCAUGCCGGACCUGCGGACGUACACGCCGGGCUCGCUUGAGCUGUACUCGUUCUUUGUCCAGCACAUCAUCAUUGCUGGCGCUCCGCUGGUUCUCAUGGUCACCGGCAUCAUCCCUGUCCUGCCGCGGCGUGGGGCGUGGAUGGCGUUUGGCUUUGGCUGGUGGGCCAUGUACCAGGUCUGGGUCCUCGGCUUUGGCUCGCUGCUGACGGGCGUCAACCUCAACUACAUGCUCGCUCCGCCGCCGGUCAUCGAGUCGACAUCCAUCCGCGCUAUCGCCGACCACGCCCUCUACUACCGGUGGUUUACUCAAGUGGCGACGUCCAUCUUUGCCGCCGUCACAGGCAUUGCUCUGCCAGCACUGCUCGCUCCGCGUCGUCGCUGGCGCAAGAGGUCGCGGCCGCACAUGAAGGCGGCGUAGCCAUUAUCUUAACCCUUACACUACGGUCGUUCGGACGCGUUGUCGCGCGUCUCAAAGUGAACAACUCGAUGAUGCUUGACUUUCUGGUCACCGGCCGACGCUGUGCGACGCCUGCUUGGCCUGCGGCUUGAGGUGGGUGGCGCGCCCGAUGCGAGGCUCACACGUGGGGCCUGCCGCCCGACGCUUGUUCUGGCGACGCCCUUGUGUGCAACGUGGGCAACGACAUCGCUGCUGCUACGCGGAAGGACUCGAUCGAGUGCCGUUUCCUGGCAACCUGCUCUCGUCCUCCAGACUCAACGACGUCGUCACCUCUGCAGCAGCUGCUCGUCAUCACCACUUUCCACAGCGAGCCACUGUGCAACGCGACUGCCUCGCC
Messenger RNA from Thecamonas trahens ATCC 50062, 1508 nucleotides. RefSeq lists its product as uncharacterized. The transcript has a single exon. Lineage: Eukaryota; Apusomonadida; Apusomonadidae. Bases 218 to 1132 code for a protein of 304 amino acids. The record is from RefSeq and is a predicted model, not a curated record.